Mytilus trossulus (common blue mussel) is the source of this 1794-nucleotide messenger RNA. RefSeq names its product neuropeptide Y receptor type 6-like. NCBI's taxonomy places the organism in Eukaryota, Metazoa, Mollusca, Bivalvia, Mytilida, Mytilidae. Gene Ontology annotation, molecular function: neuropeptide receptor activity. The record is from RefSeq and is a predicted model, not a curated record. The transcript is spliced from 2 exons. Gene Ontology annotation, cellular component: plasma membrane. Gene Ontology annotation, biological process: neuropeptide signaling pathway. The coding region runs from base 147 to 1187 and encodes 346 amino acids.
UCGAUAAUUGAGAACAAAUUAAAAAUAAAUUAUUAAUACAAAAACAAAGUUUAUGUGUACAACAGUGCGCUUAGAUUUGACUGUUUAUGUUGCAGAAAUGCUAUGAUAAUGAUUAAUUGAAGUCCAUUUCGAAAGAACAAAGAGGAAUGUCUUCAAAUCUAACCAUCCAAGACUUGGAGGAAGAUAAUUUUCGAAAAGAUGGCAUUGGAGUUACAAUAUUUUUAUCUAUACUUUGCGUUGUCGGUGUAUUUGGAAAUGCGCAUGCGUUUCUGAUUUACACUUUCCGUUUUAAACCAACGAAUUGCCGUGUUUUUGUUCAAUGGCUGUCAUCGGUAGAUAUUGCCGUAUGUGUUAUCUGCAUUCCAUUCGAAAUUUCCAUUGUCGUUCGGAAUAUGACAUUUAAGUAUGCCAUCGUUUGCAAACUAUUCCGAUUCCUUACGCAUGCUCUAGUGAUGUCAUCCGGUUUCAUGUUAGCAGUAAUUGCAAUCCACCGGAAAAGAAAACUAGGGAAUCCCCAUGGCAGACAAUUUUCACUAAAGACGGCACACAUUGCUUGUUUUGUAGUUCUAAUAAUAGCAGGGUUUAUCUCCGUACCAAGUGUUUAUUUUUAUGGUGCUGUAGAAACUGGAACCCCGGAUGGAGAACUUUACCAGUGUACAGUCGAUCCGAAUCAUUUUAUGUCAUCUUAUUUCAUCAUAUUUAUUGGGUUUUUAGCGGUUUUAUUGAAUAUUUUAUACAUAAUUUGCAUUAUCGCAUAUUCAAUUGUUAUAAAGAUAAUUACAAGCCAGAUCAAUAGUAGGUUCUCUACAAGGCUGCAGACAAAUGUCUAUUUACCAAAAAGCAACAGUGAUCAAAAGGAAAACACACGUGAUAAAACUGAAAAACCGAAUGACAGUCUUAAGUACUCGCGGGAUAUUUCACUUUUAUUCAUUGCGGCAUCAACUAUGUCUUAUAUCGGAUAUUUGUUAACUGUGAUCAGCUUUUUAAUUGAUUUUAUCAAUCCAGACACUACUGGCUCCUUUAAAUCCAUGUCGGUCAUUUUGUACAGAGGAUUUUUCAUUAGUAGUGCGGGGAAUCCUGUCGUUUAUCUGUUUCUGGAAAGACAGUUCAGAGUGGAAUGUAAAAAUGUUUAUUCAAAGUUGUUUGGAAAAUGUUGUUGGAGCAAGGAAAUAAUAGUUACUGUAUAAAUAGCAUUCUCCGCUGCAUACGUACCGUAUAAAUUUAGAGCAUGGAAAAAGCUAUGAGCCUAUAACUAUCAUUCACCUGUUCAUUUUGAUUUAUACUUAGAAAUACUCAAACCCCCAAAUGACAUAUAAUUACACAAGUGUAUAACAAAAUGUUAAUAAAAAGGUACUGAUUGCAAAUGAUACAAAUCUCAACCAGAAACCAAAUGAAAUAGAGUUUACUUUAUAAAAAAAGAAGGGUAUGAUUGUCAAUGAGACAAUCUCCAGCAGAAGUUAAAUGCUAUAGGUCAACGUACGGUCUUCAACAAUGAUCUAAAACCAUACCAAAUAGACAGUUUAAAACUAAAAGUCAUCAAAAAGAAGAAACAAAUAAUGUAAAACAAUUCAACUUUUAUUAUUCGAGCUUUACUGAUUAGUCUUAAGUAGACAAAAUGCGCGUAUGGCGUACAAAUUUUUAAGCCUUGUAUCUAUAAUGAGUUCAUUUGCGAUUUUCAUAGGUAUUACACACGUGUUGUAAUCCAAACAACAUUAAUGCUAAACUGUUAUUGUGAUAUAGUGUGAUACAUUCUUUGUUCGCAUUAAUAAACAGCACCUUUAGGUAUUCUUUGCA